AUGGAGGACCCUAGCCCCAGCCUAAGUGGGACCCCGGCGCCUUAUGGCCGGGCUUGCGUGAACUGCUCUCGGGCUAAGAGUAAAUGCAUACUACUUGCAACUGGAGGAGGCUGUGAAAGUUCAAGAGUCUCACUAGACCAUAGAUGUCAGCGACUCAAGAAAGAUUGUCGUCCCUCACCAAUGGUGCGGAAGCGAAACGGUCGCUCCACGGCAUCUAAGACUGCUCAACUGGAGGCAAAGCUUGAUAGUAUUGUCUCUUUACUUCAGACCAAUGGACCUAGCUCCGGUCUCCCACUUGAUUGGGAAUUAAAUACCCCAGGCUCAAAACAACCUUCUCCAGUUAAUCCACACCCACACUCAGGAUGUGGGGGUACUAUGCCAUCCCCACCGUCAACAGUCUCUACUCCUAACAGCAAUUCAAUCAUGAAUGUCUGUAAUACUAUCAUAAUGCCACCGGAAAGGGCAGAACAGACAAUUCAUGAGUUUCGUCGCCGGAAUUUGAAAGUUCUUCCUUUUCUUCACAUCCCUCCCCAUGUCACUUCUCAACAACUUCGCCAAGACAAACCAUUUCUCUGGUUAUGUAUUAUGGCUGUCAGCACUCCGGGCUAUAAUCAACGAGAAAAGCUCUUCAGUAAAAUCACGGAACUCGUUUUCCAUGAAAUUUUUAUUGAGGUAGCUCCAAGCAUUGAUAUUCUCCAGGGCAUCAUGACUUUCAUUUCGUGGACAACUUAUUCAAAGAGGCCGUUCCUUAACUUCUAUGUUCAUGUAGUUAUGGGAAUUGUUUGCGAUAUGGGCAUCAACAAGGCACUCCCAAAAGAUCUCUCAACAAUGCAAGCUUUUAAAAGCGCAACUGGUUACCGACAGCAAAAUAGCACAACCAGAACUCUUGAAGAGAGAAGAGCUGCACUAGGGUGUUUUCUCAUUACAUCUAGUGUCGCAUUGUCGAUGUCCAGAAUCGAUGCUCUGAGAUGGAAUCCGCAUAUGGAAGAGAGUUUGACUGUUUUAUCGGAGGCAAAAGAAUGUCCUGAGGAUGAGAUCCUGGUAACCUUGGUCAAAAUCCAAUUGAUCAUGGAUAAGGUAUAUCAUUCACGACGUGACGGCGAAGAUCAAACAGUAUCGCGAAUUUACGUAAAAUCAUUUCAAUCACAACUUGACUCUAUUCGAAAACAAAUUCCUCAACAUCUGCUACAAGAGGACACCGUCAUGAUGUAUCUCGAAAACGCCGAGCUGGUCAUUCACGAGUGGGCUAUCCAAACACCUGCAUUACCUCAUUCCCCUGAACUCCAACGACUGGAAAGUCUCUGCGCGGCACUUCACGCUACUAAACGCUGGCUUGAUAUUUGGCUAUCGAUUCCUCCAGAAUUAUACUACGGUCUCCCAUUUACCAUGUUUUUCCAAUUUUCACGGGCCCUCAUGAGUUUAUUCAAACUAUCCACCCUCGAAGACCCAAGUUGGGACAGGAACGUGGUCCGCAACACUGCGAACGUCCUUGAAAUCCUCGAUCAAAUUCAUUUCAAUAUGAAUAAAACUGCGGAGAUGGUCGUAGCAGCUAAUGACCAGGAUCUUUCCAUUUUUGAAAAGGGUGUGAAAAUGAUCACGUCAAUUAAACAGGGCUGGGAACCGAAGCUUAUGGAGGUUUGGUAUCCCAGUCUACCCCCAAGUGGUCUGAGUGGUACCGGUGAUGAGUUUGUUCCACCUGCACCUGAUCUCUCCAAUCUCAUGUCCCUAAAUGGUCUGGAUGAUGCAUGGAUGAUGGAGAUUUUUGGCUCAAUGUGA
Molecule: messenger RNA, 1776 nt
Organism: Penicillium malachiteum
Lineage: Eukaryota; Fungi; Ascomycota; Eurotiomycetes; Eurotiales; Aspergillaceae
Product: transcription factor domain-containing protein
Exons: 5
Coding region: 1-1776 (591 amino acids)
Biological process (GO): regulation of DNA-templated transcription
Cellular component (GO): nucleus
Molecular function (GO): DNA-binding transcription factor activity, RNA polymerase II-specific; transcription cis-regulatory region binding
Source: RefSeq, a predicted model, not a curated record